Messenger RNA from Caenorhabditis briggsae, 1599 nucleotides. RefSeq names its product Protein CBR-VANG-1 (gene Cbr-vang-1). Gene Ontology annotation, biological process: Wnt signaling pathway, planar cell polarity pathway; multicellular organism development; establishment of planar polarity. The coding region runs from base 1 to 1599 and encodes 532 amino acids. The record is from RefSeq and is a predicted model, not a curated record. Gene Ontology annotation, cellular component: plasma membrane. The transcript has 8 exons. NCBI's taxonomy places the organism in Eukaryota, Metazoa, Nematoda, Chromadorea, Rhabditida, Rhabditidae.
AUGUCCUACCUGGACGGCAGCAGAAAACUCCCCAAGGACACCAGAAGUUGUGUUGGAGGAUUUCGAUAUGAGGGGCACAAAAAGCAGCUACGACCAAGAUACGCACAAUCGGAAAUUGGAGAGCCGUUCAUACCGAAAUUCUCAGCGAUUGCCAGUGAGGGUCAGAAGAUAGCUCCACCGAACGAGGACUGGGCUGAUAACACCACAGUACUAACUGGUAUGACCACCGACUCUUACACAAUGGAAGAGAAGGUUUUGUACGCGCCACCGAUGAGUCGAGUUGUUGGAAGAAAAUGCUCUCGUUUUGUAUGGCUCCUUGCAUCCACUCUCCUAUGCAUUAUAUCCGUGGUCAGCGCGCCGAUAAUGUCCUCGCUGCCAAUUAUCGCUCCACAGUUUGGCUUCAGCAUGCCGGCAAUUCAAUGUGACGUCGAUUGUGAAGGUCUUUUAUUUUUAAUGGCUAUUAAAACGAUUUUCCUGGUGAUUGCAAUUGGAGUGCUCUACUGGAGGAAGGCCAUGGCGGAUAUGCCAAGAUUGUAUUUCGUGAGAGCAGCUUUGACUUUUUUGGUCAUGUUCAUUUUGUUCGCUUUUUGGCUAUUCUACAUUGUCAGAAUAAUGUUUGAAAGAUACGACAACUACAAGUAUAUCGUUUCCUACUCCACAUCUCUCUUGGAUGCUCUCCUUUGGACACAUUACCUCUCAGUGGUGCUUCUGGAGCUCCGUAGACUCCGUUCUCAGUUCAUCGUUACAAUUGUUCGUGACCCAGAUGGUGAGAUGCACACACUCAACAUCGGAGCCGGAUCGAUUCAAGAAGCAGCAACAGAAAUCUUGAGAUUCUACACAACCAGAUUCUCUUCAUUCAACAUUCACCUGGACAACGCACGACAGACAGCUGUGGCUAAACAAUCUGGAAUGCAGGGGGGAACUGCUGGAUUCAAAAUGUACAAUAUUGAGCAGUUCGGAGGACAAGAGACCGUUAGUGAGGUUAACACUCGGGCGUUGAUGGAAGCAGCGGCUCGGAGAAGGAUUGGAGGGUACAAUGAGGUUAUGCAAGAGGAACUUGAUUUUGAGAAGAGAGUCAAGAAGAGAAAGUACCGCUUGAUGGCUGCCACAGAAGACGCAUUUGCUCAUGUCCAAAAUAGUGCCGAUGGCAACGGACAGAAAACAGGAAUGAACAAUCAAAUGGACUCGCUCACCGCUGCUCAAAACGUCUUCACUUGGAUCGUCCGACCACUGACAAAGUACUUGAAAACGACACGUCUCCAGUCGAGACACCCAUCAGCUGAAGUCACCAGACACAUUGAGAGAUGCCUCACUCUGAAACUCUCUCAUCGAACCUUCCUUCAACGGUUCUUCAGCGACCGCAUCCCACAUCGAGAAACCAUCACAGAGUCGAAAUGGUCGGUGAUUUGUGACGAGUCAGUGAGCUCGGGUGUGCAGCAUGGAACGUAUCUGGUGCUCAAGUCGCAUAAUUCGGAUGUCGACUAUGGAGUACAACUUGUCUGCACAAUCACAAGCAUUCCAUUCUUCAACCUAACGGAACAAGCCAAAUCGGGAAGCGAGAAGUUUUCGCUGAAGAUUAGCAACGAGUCGGCUGUCUAA